Mollisia scopiformis is the source of this 1078-nucleotide messenger RNA. RefSeq lists its product as uncharacterized. Bases 433 to 1059 code for a protein of 208 amino acids. The record is from RefSeq and is a predicted model, not a curated record. The transcript has 2 exons. Lineage: Eukaryota; Fungi; Ascomycota; Leotiomycetes; Helotiales; Mollisiaceae.
AUCAUAUGAAGCAUGAACUUGAGAAAAUGAUUGAAGACUGGAAGCAGCGCUCUUUGGAGCGACGAGCCAUAGGAGAGCGGAAUUUAGGAUGGUUUGCUCAAUGAUCGGGGCUUGGAAGGACAAGAUGGGAUGAUAGUUGCGCCGCCAGCAAUAGCCUUACCAGGGCUCCAUUGGCAGUUUCCGGUAUGGAUAUCGAUAGGGAACAUAUCAGAACUCCACUAGCAAUUCGGUCUCAUCGGCUCAUUCACGGAAACGAUUGCUGGGGCACGUGUUUGUCAAUAUUGGACGCUUGUAAGUCCGACGUCGAGCGCAAGAGCCUAUAAAAUCUCAAAGAUCUCGAAUUCACAUUUACUUCUCAAAACCUAUAUCUAUUUUGCAAUACCUCGACCUCUCGCACAAACUCGUCAACAGUCGGAACAGUUGCUUGUCAAUAUGCCUCCAGUCACUAAGAAAAUGAUCGAGGAAAUGAUUGCUAGAUCUCAAGCUAGUGAUCGAGCCUGGCGAGCUAGGAAUCCUGAUUGCACCCGGCGAGGAGGUGGAAAACGAGAACGGGUUGGUAAGCGCAAAGAUAAUCGGAGACGACAGCACGCUGUACGUCAAGAUAGUCUGAGAACGUUGAUAGAGGACGGAUUUCGAGGCUCAAGCUCUGAUGUACGAGCCAGAGAGGAAGACGCUCCUGCCCCGAUUGUCAGAACCAAACGUACGCUCUUUCCGCCAGGAGGUCAAAAUCGAUCUUUGCCACUGGUCGACGAUGAUAAUAUGAACGAUGGGAUCGAUACAAAAUCGGGACAGAAAGAGGAUGUCACGAUGGGUGAAUCGCAGACAGGACCAGACACGAUGAAUGGUCAAAAGCUACGCCCUCCUGUUGAAGAAUCACAGCAACACAUUGACCCCGCCAUCGAGGAGAUCACCCAUCGAAUGGACUGCCUUACAUCGCCAAUAACCCAUUACAACAAAGCAACUGAUCAAGCAAUGAGCUUGGAUUUUUCAGAAAUCAUCAGAGGAGAUAGUGGAAGCUUCACGUCUUCGGGGGAGAUCAGUGAGGAGGAGAAUCUGUGAGUGGUACUCUUAGGGUAGG